UUUUAAGUUGGUUUGUUUUGCUCAUUUGCAUACUACACGUGCUUUGUCGGUUACGCAAACAUAAGGUUUGCUGUAAUCACAUGUUGGAAUUCAUAAACUGUAACCAGAUUGAGAUAAUGACAACCAGUCAAGCAUCAUGGCGGAAAGCAUGACAUGUCUGUCACCAUGACUCCAGUUCAACCAGAAUUCUAGAGAUUGACCUUGACCUUCAUGGCUGAUAAUGAUGAACUGGAAAUACCCCUGAUCUUCCAGGGCUUAUUUUGUACUGAAUAAUCUUCAACAGUAUCAAAGUUUUGCAUUUAAUAUAACUCAAGAGAAUUACUUUCAUGGUUUAACACGAUUUUCAUGGUUUAAAAUUAACAUGACUUUCAUUUUUUAACACGACUUUCAUUUUUUAACACAACUUUAGUGUUUUGACACAACUUUCAUGUUUUGACACACCUUUGUACAAUAACGGGCAAAACAUAUCUGGUUUACGUUUAUAUCUUAUUGUCUUUAAAUUUAAAGAGUUUAGCAUAUGAUAUAGCUCAAGAGAAUGACCUGUUAGUGAUCGACUUUCGUGUUUGAACACAUCGUUGCAGAAGAACUAAAUGUAGCCAAUUUCUAUUAAUUUGUGCUCUCAGUCUAAUGCGAAAUAUGGCUGCUGUCUGCAUAUUAGCAGCUUAAUAUUAAAAAUAGAUGAUUUCUAACUAUAUAUCACACUUUUAUACAUGAAUCACAGGUUAAUGAUAAAGAACUUUCUAUGUAGCAAUCACAGCUCUAAUUUAAAGACCGUGUUUUUUAUGUAUUAAAUGUGCAGUAACAAAUUAAUGCUAAAUAUAGCAAAAUCCUUUGUACUUACUACAGCCCAUGGUUUAAUGCAAAAUAUUACUGAUGUCUCAAGUAUAAAACGCAGUUUUAUCACAGGUUAGUGAUCAAUAUAGACAGUUUCUGUGUAUCAGUCACAGCUUUAAGACAGUUUUUUGUAACAUAUUAAAUGCAACAGAAGCAGUUUAAUACUAAAUUUGGCUGAAUUCUAUAUGUAUGAACUGUAAACCCCAGUUUUAUCGCAGGUUAAUGAUAAAUAUAGACAGUUUCUGUGUAUCAGUCACAUCUCUCAGCUUUAGACUAAUUUGUUAUAUAUUUUAAUGAUAAAUACAGCUAAUUGCUUUGUACUUACUACAGCCCAUGGUUUAAUGCUAAAUAUUGCUGACUUCUAUGUCUUUCUCACAGUUUAAAACUAAUUGUUUAUAUAUUAAAUGCAACAGUAACAGUUUAAUGAUAAAUACAGCUAAUAGCUUUGUACUACUACCUGUAGCCCAUGGUUUAAUGCUGAAUCUAGCAUUGGUAUGCAUCAGAAGACGGUAAUGAACUCCGACUCAUCGCGCCUAGUGGUGACCACUUGUGACCUGUGCCACUCUAAACUCCAGACAAUCGCUGAAAUACUCCUUUUAUCGUGCGAAGCCCGGCCCAUCGUCUGCGAUGAAAUUACGCCGUUUUCCAAAUCGUACUCCCGCUGCCGUGACGACAUCUUCGAGAGGCUGAAGGUUCUCUCGAACGUCGUCAAGGACCUGAUGUCGCAGAUCUACACCGUCACGGUCCGCUGGCAGGAUAUCACGGCAGGCGUCGUCGAGAUGACGAACUUCGUCGCGAAACUCGUCGAAUGCUGCGACAACAUCGCCUACCUGGUCGCGAUCAGCUUCCCGAACUGUUCUCCCGCGUUGCCGGGUGUCGUGGACAAAUACCAGGUCUCGUUGGCAAACCUCGAACUCAAGCUGUACUGUUCGAGGCUGAAACGGUCGCGGUUGGACGAUCUCAAUCCGCAGAUUUUAGUUGAGACGUGUUCCAGCAUAUCAAAGUCGUUGGCCGUGAUGACGGAGAUCUGUCGUCAGGCGAGCGAGCUAACACAGGACCACAACGACCAAGAACAGUUCAAGUUGUGCGUGAAGAGCGUGACAUCGAGCGCCAGCUGUCUGAUUUCCAGCAUAAAGUCGUUCAAGUCGCGGCCGAACGCUGUCCAUCUAGGACGGAUCAUUGCCUUCUGUGAUCCUGUGAUAUCAUCAAGCAGUGCAAUGGCUUCAUUCUCCACCGAGCAAGGUUUCAUUGGCACGCCAGCGGAGCUGACGUCAGAUGCGAAAGAUAUACACAAGUCAAUAUUAGGAGCGACUCUGAGCGUCAUCUCGUCGUGUAUUCAGAUCUGUAAGUCUGUCCGCGACCUCGUGUAUGACAUCAUGAAUUCGCGACACCGCGACCGCGUCAUCAUGUGUGCCGAGACCAUCGACCGCGCAUCGGCCAAGCUCAGGGACAUCCUCAGCUGCUACAACCUCGACGACACCUCAUCAAACAGCAGCAGCACAGGCACAUCGGUUUCGACAAAAUCGUCAACGGUGUCAUCAAAUUCGAGAUAAAUUGCAUUACAUUAAUAAUUAUUCAGGGUCAUACCAGUGUGAUGGGUGUAUGCAGUGUUCAAAAUGUUAAUAAGCAUUUGUCCGUUUGUUCUGACAAGUGAAAACGUGCUUGGACAAUUUGUUUUCUUUUCUUUACAUUAAUGGUUGUCCUAUAAACAAGUAAAAAUGUUCAAUGCAAUUUCAUUUUGAGCAGUGAAAAACAUUGUCCUUGCACUUGAAGUGAAGGAAACCAUUUAUUUGGACAAGUGAAAAUAUUUGCGGAUAAAUAGAUUUCUAGAUCGACUUGUCUGGUGGACUAGUGAACAGCUUUGCUUAUUUCUAUCACUGUGUAUGGCAGUAGGACCAAUUUGACAAAAUCACUGAUAUCUUGUCGAAUUCUAGAAGAAAAAAUAAUAACAUAUUAUCAGGUGUGGAUCCAAUGUUUUUUCUUAGGGGGAUCUGUAAUAUUAAAUUAAAUGUAAUUUAUGUCAAUGUUGAUAUUAAUAAUAAACAAGAUUAUUCACUUUUAAUGCAAAAUUGAUUAUGUGAACAAAAAUGGGGAGGGGUGAGACCCGAACUAAAACUACACCUGAUUAAAAAAUACUGUAUACUUGCGGGAUGGGAGUAGAAGGCCUGUAGGAAUGAUAUCUGGAGUGGGGCGGGGGGUGGGGGGGGGACACAAUCUAUAGUUGGGGAGCAAAAGUCUGAUUUUUAUGUUUCUAUAUAUAGAAUAUGACAAAAAACUUUUACAGUUUCAUCUUCAUGGGGAGGUGGGAGGGCCUCAGCCCCCUCUGGUUCCUACGGGCCAGAAUAGGGGUCUGUACAAGGCUGUUGUAUGACACUACAUAUACUAUGUAACUCUAUGCUUUCUUGAAUGUUAUGUAAAUUGAAUGGGUUGGGUGUGCGAAAACGUCCAUUUCAAUAAAAUCACCCAUUUAAUGAUUUAUUACUCUCAUUUCUGUUAUCGUAAAAAACACCAAGUGUAUUUGUUUAGUUUAGGGAGAGGCCUUUAUAGAGGCAUUAUUUAUAGCUGCAUAAAUUUGUUAGCCAAUCCCAAACUGCUGUAUUUCAUUUGUGGAAAUAAUUUUUUUUUUUUUUUUUUUUUUAAAUAUUGCUUAAACCAACAAAAUUA
Molecule: messenger RNA, 3498 nt
Organism: Gigantopelta aegis
Lineage: Eukaryota; Metazoa; Mollusca; Gastropoda; Neomphalida; Peltospiridae
Product: talin rod domain-containing protein 1-like
Exons: 3
Coding region: 1329-2387 (352 amino acids)
Molecular function (GO): actin binding
Source: RefSeq, a predicted model, not a curated record